Messenger RNA from Ochotona curzoniae (black-lipped pika), 645 nucleotides. RefSeq names its product MyoD family inhibitor domain containing 2 (gene MDFIC2). NCBI's taxonomy places the organism in Eukaryota, Metazoa, Chordata, Mammalia, Lagomorpha, Ochotonidae. The record is from RefSeq and is a predicted model, not a curated record. The coding region runs from base 76 to 645 and encodes 189 amino acids. The transcript has 4 exons.
UCCAGAGACAAGCGAGACUAUACUACACAGCUUCCCAGUCCCACAGCUUGGGCCUCCUUCUUCUGGAACACACAGAUGUCAGAAAUUGAGCUGGAAAAGAUAAAAGUAAGAACAUCUGAGCAUUUUGAAAAUGAUAAAAAUAACAUUUCUUGGUUGAAGGAAGAUACACAACUCGCAAAUGAAAAGCAUGCAGAUGAGAAAUCCAUUAAUGCCAUCGUUAUAAAUUCAGUAUCUGAAUUCAAUAUCACAGAUGGACCAGCCAAAGAAACCCCCAAUGAAAAAAACCUGUCAGAAUCCAGCACAUCACUGUCCUCCCUUGAAGAAUGCCAAACGAAAUUUUCCUACCUCCAAACUGAUACUUCAGUUCAUCAGAGAGACACUGAUGAAGAGUGUGCCUCCCUGAUCCUCACCUGUCUGUUUUGCCAGUUUUGGGAAUGUCUCCUGAUGCUCCCCAGUACAUGCGAAACAGUGUGUACCAACUUGUGCUGCCCCUCUCACAGAUACCACCACACCUCGGAUGAAAGCCAUUCACGAAAUGAUUGUAACUGCAACUGUGACAUGGACUGCAGCCUUUUUGAAUCUUGUCAUGAGACCAGUGACUGUCUGGAAUUAGCCAUGGAGAUUUCAGAAAUCUGCUACCGCUAG